This is a messenger RNA of Danio aesculapii, 3278 nucleotides long. RefSeq names its product gastrula zinc finger protein XlCGF8.2DB-like. Bases 1 to 1098 code for a protein of 365 amino acids. The record is from RefSeq and is a predicted model, not a curated record. Gene Ontology annotation, biological process: central nervous system development; regulation of transcription by RNA polymerase II. NCBI's taxonomy places the organism in Eukaryota, Metazoa, Chordata, Actinopteri, Cypriniformes, Danionidae. Gene Ontology annotation, cellular component: nucleus. The transcript has 2 exons. Gene Ontology annotation, molecular function: RNA polymerase II cis-regulatory region sequence-specific DNA binding; DNA-binding transcription factor activity, RNA polymerase II-specific.
AUGGAUGAAAAUGACCCAACAGCUCAUAAGGGUAAAGGUGCACAUUCCAGCCUUUAUGCAGAUGCUGUACAGGGGAGAAAAGAGGAGGAACAUCAUGUCAAAGUUGAGGACAAAACUCAUUUACAGACUGAUGGUAUUUUGAAAAAGAGAGACAAGAAUUGUUUCAACUGCACUCAGUGUGGGAAGAGUUUCAGCCAAUCAUCAUCCCUUAAUCUACACAUGAGGAACCACACUGGAGAGAAACCAUUCACAUGCACUCAGUGUGGGAAGAGUUUCAGCCACUCAUCAAACCUUAAUAAACACAUGAGUAUCCACACUGGAGAGAAACCAUUUACAUGCACUCAGUGUGGGAAGAGUUUCAUCCGCUCAUCAUCCCUUAAUCUCCACAUGAGGAUUCACACUGGAGAGAAACCAUUCACAUGCACUCAGUGUGGGAAGAGUUUCAUCCGCUCAUCAUCCCUUAAUCACCACAUGAGUAUCCACACUGGAGGGAAACCAUUCACAUGCACUCAGUGUGGGAAGAGUUUCAGGAUAUCAUCAUCCCUUAAUCUACACAUGAGUAUCCACACUGGAGAGAAACUAUUCACAUGCACUCAGUGUGGGAAGAGUUUCAUCCGCUCAUCAUCCCUUAAUCUCCACAUGAGUAUCCACACUGGAGAGAAACCAUUUACAUGCACUCAGUGUGGGAAGAGUUUUAACAGCUCAUCAAACCUUAAUCAGCACAUGAGGAUCCACACUGGAGAGAAACUAUUCUCAUGCACACAGUGUGGGAGGAGUUUCAUCCACUCAUCACACCUUAAUCAACAUAUGAUGAUCCACACUGGAGAGAAACCAUUCACAUGCAACCAGUGUGGGAAGAGUUUCAGCUUAUCAUCAACGCUUUAUAGACACAUGAAGAUCCACACCAGAGAAAAACCAUUCACAUGCACUCAGUGUGGGAAGAGUUUCAGCCAAUCAUCACACCUUAAUAAACACACAAAGAUCCACACGAGAGAGUAUAUGUGCUUGGAAUGUGAGAAGACUUUUAAUACAGCUGCAGAAUUGAAACGGCACAAGAGGAUUCACACUGGAGAAAAACCAGUGUUCACAGUGCAGUAAGAGGUUUACUCACUUAAGAACCCUGAAAACACAUGAGAGGAUUCACACUGGAGAGAAACCCUAGACAUGAUCAGUGUGUACAGAGUUUCACUAAUUCGGGGCAGCUUAAGAAACACAUAGGAUGGUUUCCGGUAUGGCGUCGACACAUGUAGCAGCAUAGAAAGAGCGCUCCCAUACACACUGGUUUUAAUCCUCCUUUUUACAUCAUAUAUGAUAACCUAAACCAUAUUUAAAUAACAUAGAGGGGGACAAAAACAACCAUUGAGACCUGAAAAAAACGAGAAAUCAACAGAUAAAAAUUAGAGACGGACGGGAUAGCUGAUGGCCUGUCAGCUAGCAUUGCAGCAAUACAUACGGACAUCAAAGCUUUCUAGAUAGAUAUUAAAUGUGAUUUAACCGCCUUCCAAGAUUCUCUCGCAAAACAUGUGAAAAUGGAACUAAGUAACUGUAGGAGCCAUAUUUAAUAGUUCAUUGUUUUAGGUAAGUUUUAUAUUUAUAUAUAUAUUUGCAUGUUAUAUACUUUUUUAUAUAUACUGUUUUUAUAUACUUCUUAUGUUCUUGCCAUUUGCAUGUCAUAUACUUUACGUUAUUUUCUACUGCGCAUGUGUAGUAUGCUUCAUAUAGUUUCCACAGUUGGUGUGACACACGUGAGUUUUUAGUGCAAUGUGCAGAAGUUGGAGAGCACAAGCUUUUGAUCGUAGAAGUGAAAUAUUGGAGUCAUUGUUCAUCAGGCUGGAACAAACAAGUUGUAUGUGAGUGGAUUUUGACAACAUUGGCACGUGUGGAUGUCUGAUGUGAAAAUAAAACGAAGAUACAUUGAAUUAGAUGGACUCUCGUGUCUUGAUCGAAUGUAAGAGCACUAAUACGCGUCAGGACUUGUGAAUUAAGCAUAAUGGUCACAUGUACCCUACAGUAACUUUAAACAAGAAGUCAAUCAAAAUCUGGAUGGCCUUAUUACGGACCUAAAUGCUACGGCAGGUCAACAAAGUGAAUGAAAAAUGCUCGAUCAAACCAUCCAAAUUCAAGAAAAUUUACAAGAGAAACUGUUAGAUCUAGAAUCAUGUAGAAAUAAUAUUCGGAUUUUUGGAAUCCCGGAAGGAAGCAAAGGGAAUAAUAUCCUAAUAAUAAUAAAAAGACUUGGUGGAAAGAUUAUCAAAAUGGAGCUGUCACUCGACAAAUUGGACCUUAAAAGCCAAAGGUGUUACCGGGCACUCGGACCAAAACCACCCACUGACACCACCCUAGAUCAGUGGUGGUAUUCUUCCUGGAAUACAAAACAAAGAAACUGGUCCUCCGCAUGGAGAAAGAAAGUAAUACACUAGAACGAAAAAAGGAUUUUUUUUUACCAAGACUACCCACCUGAGAUCCAACAGAAAAGAUGGGCUUUUGCUCCGAUAAGAAAAAUUCUGAAAGAAAAGGGGAUUAAGUUCCAAACACCACUGCCAGCGAAACGUAGAAUCUUUCUGGAAAACGGGCCGGUCGUGUACAAUUCAAUGACGGAGGCAUCAAGAGAUCUGAAAGAAAAAGGACUGAUAAACAGCGAAGAAGAAACUGUUAUAGGAAUCUCUGGGAAAGUGAAACAAAGACCUUGGCAAAAGGAGUGACAUGGAAGAAAAGUCAGGAAAAACAUCAAGUGAAGAUCUGGGAAAAACUACGUGAAUUUCAAAGGGACAAUGCUAGCUCCAUUUGAAAGAAGGGUAAAACCUGACAGUUCCUAACAAAGAACUCUGAGAGACUGGUAAAACUUCUUGACUUAAUUCACCGAUGAUGGACAUUUAAAUCGUUUGAAGGAAGAAUGGUAUUUAACCGAACUGACCAACAACACAAGAUGAAUGAUUAGAGCACACCAAGACUCGAGUCAUUGAGUAACAUACUGGUAGGAAGACAUGAAGGAAUUCUAAUUUAUACAACUAAAAUCCCUUGCUAUAAUUAGAAAGUAGAAAUAUUUAACUUGAAAACCUAGCCAGAAAUACAAGAAUAUAAUAAUGCCAGAUAUGGGCGCUGAAUAUAUUCGUUAACAUUUUUUGUGCAAUAGGCACAGCAAGGAAGGGGCCCUUUAGAGAAGGAAAGCUUUCCCCUCUCAUUAAGAAGUUAUUUCAAGACUUCAAGGUUUGGAGACCUUUUUCGUUAUGUUACGUUUUUAUGUGGUUCAAGAUAUUCAUGUUUGUGUUUUUUACAUU